Aspergillus puulaauensis is the source of this 1488-nucleotide messenger RNA. RefSeq names its product putative MFS sugar transporter. The record is from RefSeq and is a predicted model, not a curated record. The transcript is spliced from 4 exons. Gene Ontology annotation, biological process: transmembrane transport; carbohydrate transport. Gene Ontology annotation, cellular component: membrane. The coding region runs from base 1 to 1488 and encodes 495 amino acids. Lineage: Eukaryota; Fungi; Ascomycota; Eurotiomycetes; Eurotiales; Aspergillaceae. Gene Ontology annotation, molecular function: carbohydrate:proton symporter activity.
AUGGGUCGAAAGCUAGGCCUUGUCCGGGCCUGUUAUCUGGCCUCGGCUAGUUGCAUGGGCUCUUUUGCUUUCGCCUUUGACACUGGUGUUAUUAGCGGUGUCCUUACACUCGAAUCGUUUCAGCGAGACUUUGGAUAUGGGGAAGCGCAGAAGACAACAGUCAACUCCAAUGCCGUCUCCAUCCUUCAAGCCGGCGCCUUUUUCGGCUGCUUCUUCACGACGCCCAUCGCAUCCCGACUUGGUCGUCGGACAGGCCUGAUUAUCAGUUCGCUCGUCUUCACAGUGGGAACAAUCUUGCAGAUUAUCAACGCCCAUACACUGGGCACAUUCUAUGCGGGUCGCGUAAUUGCCGGCCUGGGGAUCGGUGCUGCCACCGUGCUGAUCCCCAUGUACUCUGCCGAGAUGGCCCCAAAGGAGAUGCGUGGUCGGCUCGGUGCCUGCUUCCAAUUAUUUUUUGCCUUGGGCGUGAUGAUCGCGUACUGGGUCACCUUUGGCGUGUCACAGACGCAACCGAAUGAGACCAAGCAGUGGCAGAUUGCGUUGGGGCUGCAGCUGCUACCUUCGACUUUACUGCUGAUCGGGAUGACCACCGUCAAGGAAAGCGCCCGAUGGCUGGCAGUCAAGGGCAAGAGAGACAAGGCUUGGGAGUCUCUGAAAUGGGUUCGAGGUGGAGAUGAGACCCCAGAGCUGCAAGAGGAAUUCGAUGAGAUUUUGGCAGGUAUCGAAGAGGAGGCCCGUGUUAGAGAGAGCUUCACCUGGCGUGAGCUUCUUCUGCCAGCAAACCGAUAUCGAAUCUUCAUCGCCAUCACGUGCCAGUUAUGCGCACAACUCUCCGGAAACACUAGUUUGGCUUACUACGCCACCCAAAUCUUCUCUGCAGUGGGCGCCGGGAGCUCUUCAAAGCUAGUGACAGGCUUCUUCGGCGUGGUGAAGGUAGUUGGUGUCAGCAUCUUCCAAUUAUUUGUCAUCGACAGAAUUGGGCGAAGGGUGCCAUUCAUGGCCGGCGCAGCAGCAAUGGGCUCAUUCAUGCUAAUAAUCGCUUGCGUGCUAGCGACUCACCCAACAAGUUCAGGUGGAGAAAGCUCCGGAGCGACGUCAGCAGGAAUCGCCAUGAUAAUCAUGGUUUAUGCCGAGGCAUUCAGCUUCAACAUGUCCUGGGGUGCGCUUCCGUGGUUAUACAUUGGCGAAAUCUUCUCGAGCCGGCUUCGAGAAGUCGGUGUGACCGUGGGGGCUGCAUCGCAGUGGCUGUUCAACUUCAUGAUGUCCCAGGUGACACCCCACGCAAUUGAAAAUAUCGGGUGGAGGAUGUUCUUGAUGUUCGCGAUCUUCAAUUACGCGAUCGUGAUUUAUUCGUGGCUAUUCUUGAAAGAGACCUUGAAAGUCUCGCUGGAAGAAAUGCAGGAAGUAUUCGGAGCAGCCGCCCAGCACGACGGGAAGCCGACAACGGCCGAGGCGGAUGAAACUGCGACUGCGACCGCGACCAAGUAG